Dendroctonus ponderosae (mountain pine beetle) is the source of this 2254-nucleotide messenger RNA. RefSeq lists its product as uncharacterized. Bases 207 to 2054 code for a protein of 615 amino acids. Lineage: Eukaryota; Metazoa; Arthropoda; Insecta; Coleoptera; Curculionidae. The record is from RefSeq and is a predicted model, not a curated record. The transcript has 10 exons.
UGGAAAAAUUACACCGUUUUCCCAAUUCAAUUAAACUAUAAACACCGCAGACUCAAUAAAGCUCACUAUGUGGCAAAAAAACUAAAGAUUUUCUUAGUUGUGGAAGAGGUUUUGGGCCUCAAGCAGUGGCGACUUAAAUUAGCCACGACAACGAUUCGAAAUAUGUCUUUUUAGGAAUUCCCUGAUAAAUUUAGCAUUUUCCUUGAAUGGACAUUCCUGCAAAGUUUCCGAUAACGACUAUAAAUAAUGGCCCAAUGCAUGGACGAACCAUCAUAACAAAUUCUAAAAUGAACCAAAAGGUCUAUUCUUUUCUGUUUUGUGCCCUCCUGGCCAGCACCUUCGCCCAUGAACUCCGAGCUAAGGGGGCGGCGCCAGUUGGCUUUCGUUACUCUAGAAGACUUGAAAAGGGCGCAUAUCCCGAUAUCUGCGAACUGUCGUGUACGGCCACUGAAACCCUGAAUUUCACUUUUGGAAUCACCGUCCAAGCUGUAGAACAAGUGCUCAUCUUGGCCAAUCUCUCCUCGAACGCCGCCCUUGCAAUCGACGCCUCCAAUCAGAUUGCCGUAUUACUGAACGGCAACACCGGCGCGGGAGUGGCCAUAAACCUGUCCACCCUAACAGGAGUUUACGUAUCCAGUGGCCUCUGGCUUGCCUCCAAAGCCACCAUCGACCUUUACAUCCGAAACUUGCAGGGUGGCCUUCAGGCCCUCCUGUCCAAUCCAGGGGCUCUUCGAUUCGCCACCAAGAACGUCCCAAAGGCCAUCAUCAGUGAAAUCAACAGAAUCGUGAGUAGGCUGGUGAUCAACUAUGGGCUUGCCACCGCGCAAGACGUCACCGCAGGGUUGAGGGCUGUUUUGCCCAUCAGCACCGGAAUACUUCGGCUGUUAAAGGGGAAUUUGAGCGGGCUGCUUGCACUGAUCGGCUCAGAGGUGAUUGGCAUCCCUCUGGACAUCGCCGCCCUUUUAAACACGCUGAUUGGCAUAGAAACUGUCAUCGUCAAAGCUUAUGGAUCGCUGGAGGCCCUGGUCGCAGCUGGUGUACUGUUGAGUUGGUCGGCCCUUCUUGGCGCCUCCAACGCCCUGAUUCUCCUAGCCGAUCUCCUGUUGGGGAUUGGACGCAACGUUGACGUCGGAUCCGCCCUGGGGCCGCUCCUCAGCAGCCCGCAAAGCGCCUUGAGUCUGAUUGCCCUAUUGGGCGGCAAUGCCCACGUUGGUAUCAACGGUUUACUAGCGGUCUUGUCCAACCUAGUUGGAUUGACCGACAACAGCGUCAUAGUGGAGGUUUUCCUCAACCUCCUUGUCCAGUUCGUGGGCAAUUCCGGCCAUUACAUCAAAGCCGACCUCACCCAGGUCCUGAGGGAUUCGCUUCGCGGCUUGCUAUUGGUGAUUGAGCGCGUGGAUGCUUCAUCAUCACUCAAUGAGCUGGUUGUCGUCAUCAGCGCCCUGAUUGGGGGCAGCUGGACGUACAGGGGCGUCACCAUUGGCACCAUUAUCUUUAAACUAUCAGCCGGAGUGGCUGCUGGAGGCCCCAAACUGCUCCAAUUGGUUGUUUCAGUGCUGGUCCUUUUAGGACACCCUCUAAAAGUGACCAUUCCCACCCUUACAUUUAUCUUGAUUUGCAACUUCAACGGUGCCAUUGGGGCCUGGUUAUUGACGGUGUUUGGCAUCGGCAUUAGCAGCCACAUCAUAGUUGCCGUUGGAGGCGGACUAAAAGCCGUCCUAAUUGGAAACAAGGGCAUCAACCUGGAUCUGUUGACUAGGGACUUGCAGCAGGGCCUAGAAACCAUUCCGGGGGUUGCCGCUGUUGUCCGAGCGGUCAAAGGGGCGUAUUCAACGGUUGCUACCGGCGGCACUGCGUUCAAAGUUCUCAUUAAUACGUAUCCUCUGUUUAGGACACGGGUUUUAGCCUUGAUCGAAUUGUGCAGCGGAGUCAAGUUGAAAGUCCCACCGAAACAUCUGACCACCAUAAAUAUCUUAAUGGGAAGGCUUGCAGGCGUGAGCGCACAUACUGGAGUCAGUUUGGCAGUAUAUGGAUCUGUUAACGUCAAAGGCUAGUAAAUACCUGCGGAUUUUAUCGAUGUAAGUGAUCUUGGACAAAAAAUAAAUGGUUUGCACAUCUUUGGCUGGUUAUUUGAUUUCCAGUGGCGUUAAGCAAUCGACUAGUCGCAGAUUGAACUGGACAAAAUCAGUUGCCAAACCAAAAUAUCCGCUGUAGUUUGUUCAAUAAAAAAGAGAAUAAAGGCAACAAACCCGCU